Messenger RNA from Alternaria rosae, 1562 nucleotides. RefSeq names its product nuclear pore complex assembly-domain-containing protein. The transcript has 2 exons. Lineage: Eukaryota; Fungi; Ascomycota; Dothideomycetes; Pleosporales; Pleosporaceae. Bases 320 to 1327 code for a protein of 335 amino acids. The record is from RefSeq and is a predicted model, not a curated record.
CGUGGUGCCAACAGGCAGAAUGAACCUUUUGGGUGCGUCAGCCGAGUAUGAUACAGUAUGACUCUUGCUAAACUUCAUGGCUCAUGAUCGUCCUGAAGAUAUCGAGCAUCAAUUUUGCGACGUUCAAGAACGUAUGGCCGCAGUGCAGCCUCGGUCGGUGUGCCAUGGUGUUGACCUUGGCGCCAAGACUCUCAGAGCUCCACGUGACUGCGCGGAAUCAUCCACGGACGCGACCCAAUGACCCAAUGACCCAUCGAGAACCUGGAGCGCAACAGACCCCGACUAUCUUCGCCCAAGCAAAACUCGCUCCACCAUAAACAUGCUUGACAUCGAGGACUUUGACGCGGUAUAUCGCGAUCUUCACUACAACGAUGGCCUUGUUCAAGAAAUCCAAUCAUACCGGACUGCGCUUGGAGGGCGCACCUUCUUUGAGCGGCUGUUGACACUGCUGAAUAUCAAGGGAAGCAAAAUGUACCCGCCCAAAUCCCCACAACAACUCCAGGAGCUCCAUCAGCGCGUAAUCUCCUCCAACACAACACUACACAAUAAGCACUGUCUUGUGUUUUACCUACUCAAAGAUUUAUCGGCGCAACAUCACGAAGCGACAGAGCUAGCUGAAUCGUUCGCGAAAGACGUACACCUCGAGAAGCGAUUCUGGACAUUCGUUGAAGGACUCUGGUUCCUCGACCACCUCCAAUUCGCGACCGCUGUCGGACACCUUACAUACCCAGGCAUAAUACCUACCUUCCCCGAUGAGAUCAUGUACACCCUCUUGACAGGGCAGGAUAAACUGAGUAGCAUGGGCAUGGCAAGGGAUCCAAAAGAUGAUAUACUAGCGCUAGCAUACUACAACUGCGUACGGCCGCCGUUGGAGGAUCAGAAGACUAGGGACGAAUUUGCAAAAUACCUUGCGGGUCGGAAUGUCACGGAGAUGUACCAGUGGAUCCACAGCAGACCGGAAUACGAGCAGACGCCCCUGCUUGAGAUCCUCAUCGAGCAGACGCUAGAUCACCAACCUUGGUCUCAGGACCCCGAACACGAGGUGUACACGCGAGAUGCUAAGGCGCUUGAGCUAGCGGGCUUGCCGUUCAACGAAGACGAGGAGGAGUUUAUCGAGAAGUUCCUCACUGAAGGCAGGGGCAGGACCUUCCAGAGCGCGCAAGACCUGGUCAUGAUGCGCAGGAUUGCCACUGGCAAGCUGGUUGAUGUCGCGUCUGAUAUGGGCACACGCGGACGCAGGAUAGAUGGUGUGAACUGGGAGAGUUUGAAGGAUGGUGUGAAGAGAGGACUAGGGCCCAGAAAAGAUGAGCAGAGCUUCAUUGCCUAAGACGAAUCGCCUGCGAAAGGGAUUUCUCAUGUCUUACGUGGUAUUUAAUGCAUAGCGAAGGCGUCUUGGUACAAAUUCAACGCGGUGCUUUAGUCUGGCACACCUGUCUCUACUCGUCCCACCAAUUGCUCAACAGGAUGCUACAUCACCUCUUCACCAUGCCUCGCUCGGAACAGUACUCAGUCAUCACGUGUGUCUUUGGUCCUCUAGUGUUGACCACAGCGCCACGGCUGAC